Messenger RNA from Sphenostylis stenocarpa, 1740 nucleotides. The record is from the annotation of a GenBank genome assembly. NCBI's taxonomy places the organism in Eukaryota, Viridiplantae, Streptophyta, Magnoliopsida, Fabales, Fabaceae.
AUGGGGUGUGUGAUUAGCAGAGAAGUGUCAUCGGGAAUAAUCUCUGAGGCGAAGGAGGAGAAGAGUGUGAGCGUUGAGUCCAGCAAGAAAGUUGAUGAAGUGUCCACAAGCAGAGCUGAGGGAAACGUUGUAGAGGCUCAGAACGGUGAGAAGGAGAAGGAGAAGGAAGAGAAUGGUGGUGCUGAUGGGGCUCGGCGGCCGAAGGGUGAGAGAAGAAGAUCAAAGCCAAAUCCAAGGCUAAGUAAUCCACCGAAACAUGUGCAGGGGGAGCAAGUAGCUGCUGGGUGGCCACCUUGGCUAACAGCAGUGUGUGGGGAAGCCCUUAGUGGGUGGAUUCCACGAAAGGCUGAUACAUUUGAGAAAAUUGAUAAGAUUGGUCAAGGAACUUAUAGUAAUGUGUACAAAGCUAAAGACACAUUGACGGGUAAGAUUGUUGCACUGAAGAAGGUUCGAUUUGACAAUUUGGAACCUGAGAGCGUAAAAUUCAUGGCCAGAGAGAUUCUUAUAUUGCGAAGAUUGCAUCACCCCAAUGUUAUAAAGCUAGAAGGUUUAGUUACAUCCAGAAUGUCCUUGAGUUUGUACCUGGUGUUUGAUUACAUGGUGCAUGAUUUAGCUGGACUUGCUGCAAGCCCUGACAUUAAAUUUACAGAGCCUCAGGUUAAAUGUUACAUGCAUCAACUGCUAUCAGGACUUGAGCACUGUCAUAAUCGAAACGUACUUCACCGUGAUAUUAAAGGAUCAAAUCUUCUUAUUGACAAUGAAGGAGUACUUAAAAUUGCCGACUUCGGCCUUGCAUCUUUCUUUGAUCCAAAUCGCAGGCAUCCCAUGACUAAUCGUGUAGUUACCCUUUGGUACCGCCCUCUUGAGUUGCUUCUUGGUGCCACAGAAUACGGUGCGGCCAUCGACCUUUGGAGUGUUGGUUGCAUUUUAGGGGAGUUAUUGGCUGGGAAACCUAUUUUGCCUGGACGUACGGAGGUGGAACAACUGCAUAAGAUAUACAAACUUUGUGGUUCACCUUCUGAUGAGUAUUGGAAGAAGUCGAAGAUGCCUAAUGCUACCUUGUUUAAACCUCGAGAGCCAUACAAGAGAUGCAUAAGAGAGACAUUUAAAGAUUUUCCACCAUCAGCUCUGCCCCUUAUCGAGACUCUUCUUGCAAUUGAUCCAGCAGAACGAAAGAGUGCCUCAGAUGCUCUAAGAAGUGAGUUCUUUACCACAGAACCUUAUGCUUGUGAUCCUUCUAGUCUUCCAAAAUAUCCCCCAACGAAGGAAAUGGAUGCUAAACGACGGGAUGAUGAAGCAAGAAGAUCAAGAGCUGCAGGAAAAGCUCAUGCUGAUGGUGCAAAGAAACAUCGAAUGCGUGAUCGCAGUGUAAAAGCUGCUCCUGCUCCAGAAGGCAAUGCUGAGCUUCAAUCCAACGUUGAUAGAAGGCGUUUAAUCACUCAUGCAAAUGCUAAGAGCAAGAGUGAAAAGUUCCCUCCACCGCAUGAAGAUGGACAACUUGGCUUUCCUUUGGGAUCUUCUAAUCACAUUGAUCCAGAUAUUGUUCCUUCUGACAUCUCUUUGGGCUCAACCUCAUACACCUUUUCAAAGGAAUCAUUCCAAGCUUGGUCAGGUCCCAUUGGUAAUUCUGCUAGCAUUAGUAAGCGGAAGAAACACACUGCAGGUGAUGCAUUGGAUUUAUCAAAACCAUAUAAAGGAACCCUCAAGGAUAAAGUUAAAGGAAAGAAAAUCAUAGCCUAG